Vigna umbellata (rice bean) is the source of this 2518-nucleotide messenger RNA. Its product is annotated as aspartic proteinase PCS1. Gene Ontology annotation, molecular function: aspartic-type endopeptidase activity. NCBI's taxonomy places the organism in Eukaryota, Viridiplantae, Streptophyta, Magnoliopsida, Fabales, Fabaceae. Gene Ontology annotation, biological process: proteolysis. The record is from RefSeq and is a predicted model, not a curated record.
CUAACUGCAUCACCCUCACAAAUCAACACGCCUUAGUCUAAUAGGUGUCUCAAUCUACAUGCAAAUACACAUUAAGUUUUCAGAGAGGCAAGAGACAACAAAUACCCCACUUCAUUAUCUCAAAGCUCAACCUUUUCUCUUCCUGGUUUUCUUAAAACUCUGCGCUUUAUGUCUGAUUAUACCUUCUAAAGUGAAACCUUUUUCCUGAAAAAACCUUCCUAGCAUCUAACUUUUUCCUUAUUUUUCUCUGCCCCACCUUUCAAAUUAAUCAUGUCAAAAAGAGAAAUAAUCAACCAGCUUCGGUGCUUACAAGAGCUGAAUAUUAUGACCAAAAGAUAUGCUUUACUCUAAAGCAUGGCAAUAGAAUGUAGACAACACGUGUUGAAGACGGCCAAAGUGAGAGUUGUACACAUUCAGCUGCAUGUCAUGACAUGACAGAGUUCAAAGUUGAAUCCAACUACAUAGGACAAUUUCAAGAGUAGAGAUAUCAUGUGUCUAUAACACUUUCCCACCACACAACAUAGUGACUGUCUCAGAGGACACACACCCUUGACCUUUCUCUCUUUCCCCAAUAUUUCCAUUAAAGUUUGAGGCCUCCAAUUUAAGGUAAAGCAAAUCAAUACACACAACACAACAUGGCCUCCAAAAUCAUCCUCCAUCUUCCUCCUCUUAUAAUUACCAUUUUUACUGUUUUUCUCAAAAUCCAAACAACCACUUCUUCACCCCAACCCCCUCUCAUAUUGCCUCUAAUAUCCCAGACACUCCCACAUGGCUUUGUUUCUGUCCCAACUCCUUCUUCACGUAAGCUAUCUUUCCACCACAACGUCACCUUAACCGUUUCACUCACCGUAGGCACGCCCCCACAGACCGUUACCAUGGUCCUCGACACAGGCAGCGAACUCUCCUGGCUCCACUGCAAGAAAAACCAAAACAUUGACUCUAUCUUCAACCCACAACUCUCUUCCUCCUACACCCCUACACCCUGCACCUCAAACGUUUGCACCACCCGGACCCGAGAUUUCCCCAUACCCGUUUCCUGCGAUCCGAGAAAGCUCUGCCACGCCACCGUCUCCUACGCUGACGCCACCUCCAUAGAGGGGAACCUCGCCACCGACACGUUCUUCUUCUCCGGUUCGGGUCAACCGGGUAUUAUUUUCGGGUGCAUGGACUCCGGGUUCAGCUCCAACACCAAGGAAGAUUCCAAGACAACCGGGUUGAUGGGUAUGAACCGCGGGUCGCUCUCGUUUGUGACGCAAAUGGGGUUUCCGAAAUUCUCGUACUGCAUCUCCGGCCAUGAUUCCUCCGGCGUGUUACUCUUCGGCGAUGCGAAACUCACGUGGUUGGGUCCUUUGAAGUACACGCCACUGGUGAAGAUGAAUACCCCAUUACCCUACUUCGACCGGGUCGCGUACACGGUUCGUUUGAUGGGUAUUCGGGUCGGUUCAAAACCAUUGCAGGUGCCCAAGUCAAUUUUCGCGCCGGACCACACCGGGGCAGGACAGACAAUGGUGGAUUCGGGUACCCAGUUCACUUUCCUUCUCGGGUCGGUUUACACUGCUCUAAAGAACGAGUUUUUGGAACAGACGAAAGGGGUGCUGACCCUUUUGGAGGAUCCAAAUUUUGUGUUUGAAGGGGCGAUGGAUUUGUGUUUUCGGGUUAGAGGGGGUGUUGUGCCGACGGUGCCCGCCGUGACAAUGGUGUUCGAGGGGGCGGAGAUGGGUGUGUCCGGGGAGAGGCUAUUGUAUCGAGUGGGUGAUGACGUGGGAAAGGGAAAAGAUGUGUAUUGUUUCACGUUUGGGAAUUCAGAUUUGUUGGGAAUUGAGGCUUAUGUGAUUGGGCACCAUCAUCAGCAGAACGUGUGGAUGGAGUUUGACUUGGUCAACUCAAGAGUUGGAUUUGCUGACACAAGGUGUGAACUUGCGAGUCGAAGACUUGGCAUGGGUCCUUAGUUUGAUUAGAUUUGGGUCUGCUGUGCCCUACCAUUGCCAGAUUAGUCUUUUGGAUUUGGUGGACAACCACCUUAUUUUUUUAUACACAACUGCUGUAUCUUUUUCAUAAUACAUAAUUCUAUUACAACUGUUUAUGAUGUUUAACGCAACAAAUCUGUCUUAAGACAUCAAAUAAAUCUGUUACACUAAUUGAUUUACUCGUUUGGUGAUAUCAGUCUAGAGGUGUAGCCAACAGUAGUUGUACUGUUUCUUAGAUCCUACCAUUCGUUAAUGGCAGUGAGAGUUUUGGUGAUCUGUCAUGUGAUGAGGUUUUGUUGGGAGGCUUUUUGAUGUUGAACGUUCUGUGGACAGUAACAUAGAGUACAAUGGUGUAACUUAACGUCACAGUUACAACCAAGUGAAUCGUGCUUGCAAAAUUGAAAUAAUAGUGCAAUUUUCAGAUUUGUGUAAGUGUUUCUUUUGCAGAAAGCUUUAUCGUAAUGUUUGUUUCGUGUUCGUUGCGUCUGCACUAAUCCAUUGUUCUAUUUUGGUAAGAAUAUGUUUGCGGGCUUUGUAAUGGAAUGGUUUUG